Messenger RNA from Eutrema salsugineum, 1413 nucleotides. RefSeq names its product early nodulin-like protein 2. Gene Ontology annotation, molecular function: electron transfer activity. The record is from RefSeq and is a predicted model, not a curated record. NCBI's taxonomy places the organism in Eukaryota, Viridiplantae, Streptophyta, Magnoliopsida, Brassicales, Brassicaceae. The transcript is spliced from 2 exons. The coding region runs from base 339 to 1214 and encodes 291 amino acids. Gene Ontology annotation, cellular component: plasma membrane.
GUUACUAUGAUAGUAUGAUACAUUCAAUCUAAAACCCAUGUGUCGUUUGGAAAACGUCUGUAAUUAACUAAUUAUCUUCUAAGUAUGGUGACUUAUUACCAAUCUUUAUUACUUUACCAAAAAAACAUUCUCAUAAUUAAAAAAAAGAAAGAAAUAAUUCAGUACUCUCUCACAAGUCACAACCAAUCUUCGUUUACCAUUUAUAUAAUAUUCAGCGUAUUUCGUCGCUUCUCCUUAAUUCUAUAGUUUCUAUAUAUUCGUUACAUAGCUUUACUCAUUUCCCCACAAAACCACAAACACUCAAAACCCCUAAUUAUCAAAUCUACGAUCUCGAAACCAUGGUGUCGAUCACGCAAAGUCUCUGUUUUUCUUUCAUCAUCCUCUCUUCCUUUGCAACCCUCUUCUCCGUCACUGAUGCACGGAGGUUUUACGUCGGAGAUAACGGCGUUUGGGCCGUACAUCCGCAUGAGAGUUACAAUACUUGGGCUGAAAGAAACCGUUUCCAAGUCAACGACACUCUCUAUUUCAAGUUUACGAAAGGAUCAGACUCGGUGCAACGAGUGAUGGAUGUUGAUUACCACGCCUGCAACGUUGGGAAUCCUCUCCAGAACUUUGUCAAUGGAGAAGCUGAGAUUGCUCUUAAUCGAUCUGGUCCGUUUUUUUUCAUCAGUGGUAAUCAAGAUCACUGUUUGAAAGGUCUGAAGCUGAUCGUCGUUGUCCUAGCCAUUAGAUAUCCACCGGCGGCACCUAUCUCUCCGGCGAAACCUCCAAAAUCUCAUUCCCCUGUUUCUCCGAUUCCUCCGGCGAAAGCUCCGUCAACGGCUCAAACUCCAAAAUCUCAUUCCCCUGUUUCUCCGAUUGCUCCGGCGAAAGCUCCAAAGUCUACUUCGCCUGUUUCUCCGGCGAAUUCCCCUUCAAAAUCUCAGCCACCGAAAUCCUCUGUUUCUCCGUCCCAUGCACCAAAAUCUCCAUCGCCGUCAACUUCUUCCCCAGCAAGCUCUCCAACGUCUUCUCCGUCGCCUGACGAGUCACCGGAUUCUCAGGCGCCUGAGCAGAGUUCGCCUUUGUCGCCAUCUCCUUCUGAAUCAACCCCGUCUUCCGGUAACGUCACGUCGCCGCCGCCAGGUCCCAGAAAUGCAGCAGGUGGUGUGGCCGUUACUUCGGUUAUGAGUUCAGUAUUAAGUGUGGUCUUUACCUUUUUAAUGUUCGGUUAAGCCUAAACCAAUUGGUUUUUUCGUGUUUGAUUUACAUUUUCUUUAUCAUGUUGCUGAUGUGUUUUCUUCGAAUCGCUACUCUUAUCUGUUUAUUUUUAUUUUUUUGGUUCCGAGUGUCUUUAUUUUGCAUUAAUGGACUAAAUUUUUGUUUUUGUUUUUAAUUUCACUGUGUUGUUCUAAUAAGCAUUAUAUCAUUCGA